Molecule: messenger RNA, 207 nt
Organism: Oppiella nova
Lineage: Eukaryota; Metazoa; Arthropoda; Arachnida; Sarcoptiformes; Oppiidae
Source: the annotation of a GenBank genome assembly
AUGGAUCAAGUGAUGUCAUUCGUAGAGCCCGGCCGACAGUUCGCCAAAGACUCGAUCCGUUUGGUGAAGAGGUGCACAAAACCGGACCGAAAAGAGUUCCAGAAGAUAGCGAUGGCCACAGCCAUUGGGUUUGCAAUCAUGGGAUUCAUUGGAUUCUUCGUCAAACUCAUCCACAUUCCCAUCAAUAAUAUUAUUGUUGGAUCCUAA